AUGGGGAAAGAUACCACAUAUAUUAGUGUUUCUGAAAAUAUCUUUGCAACAUGGCUACUUGCUGUGGCCUUUGCAUUAACUUUAGAUUCGUUUACUCGAGCUUUAAUAGAAAAAAAUAUCGGUAAAGGAUAUUGGCUUAUUAUUCCCGUAAACAUUUCAAUCCUCAUCAAUGAAUUACUUAUGCCUUUCUCAACUUCUGCGAGUGCAUAUUGUACAAGCAACUCUUUACCAGGACCAAGUUGUCAAUAUGUAGUAAGCUUUGGAAAGUGUCCAUCUUCUUCAACUGUAAACCUAUAUCUUUGGACAUUUCCAAUUAUACAAUUUUUUUACUUGACAUCCAAACCUCUCGUGCUACAUCUUGCAUAUGUACGCUGCGCUGCAGUCUUUCGGCCAUUUAGAAGCCUCGGAUUUUUAUGGUUUCACCGAAUUUUGUUGACAUUACGCACUUUAGAGUUGUCAUUUAUUUUCGUUCUCAGCAUCUUUGAUAGUCUUAAGUGUCAAGGAACAUACUGUACUCCUUUCUGUGAAUCCGUACUUCUAGUUUAUAAAAUAAGAGAAUCUAUAGUGACAAUCUUUCGUCUUUAUUACAUAGUUUGCGAGUCAUUGUUUUAUAAGAAGCUAUUUUAUGAGAUACGAAAGAUUCGUAACGAUACUGAUACAUUACGAACUCUUUACCACCAGACAACUUUAUUCACUAUAGAUAUAUUGCAACUCACUACAAUAUGUGUUUUCCGAACUGCAAAAGCUGCGGGUGCUAAUUUACCAACUUAUACUUAUGCUGAACUUUUCAGUACUGCAUUCACAAUUUAUGUGAUGACUAAAUUUGUGGAUAGGAUUCCUUGUCUACUUGAUGAUUAUUAA
Molecule: messenger RNA, 861 nt
Organism: Dentiscutata erythropus
Lineage: Eukaryota; Fungi; Glomeromycota; Glomeromycetes; Diversisporales; Gigasporaceae
Source: the annotation of a GenBank genome assembly